Messenger RNA from Prorocentrum cordatum, 354 nucleotides. Lineage: Eukaryota; Dinophyceae; Prorocentrales; Prorocentraceae. The record is from the annotation of a GenBank genome assembly.
AUGCCGCUUGGACUCCGCUGCCUGAGCUACUGCGCUGGGGUCAGCGCGUGCGAGAAGGGCAAACAGUGGCAGCAAGCUUUGCGGCUGCUCUGCGAAAUGCAGGAGGUGACGGUGGAGACCGACGUCAUCUGCUACAACACUGGAAUCACCGCUUGCAAGACAGGGGGGCAGUGGCAGUACGCUCUCGUGUUGCUCAGCGAGAUGAGGAGCGCGAAGCUGGGGCCCAACCCAGUCGGCUACAGCGCUGGCAUUUGCGCGAGCGAGAAAGGCGGGCAAUGUCACUAUGCCGUGUCGCUUCUCAGCGAGAUGUGGGAGGCAAAGCUGGAACCGAGCAUCAUCCGUUCCUUACAGUGA